CAGAGCCGGGGAAGAACCCAGGAGUCCUACCCUGCCCCUCCCAUUGCCCCCCCACAGGAAGUGGUAGGAAUUCCCAGCCCCACGUGACUCCUCUGGAAUGUGGUGACGUCACCGAGGGGUCCAUUAAAAAAGUUUUUUGGGAGUUAGGAGAAAAAAAAAACUUUUGUGGGGAGAUCGGAGCUGGCGGGGUCUGGAACCUCCGGGAUCCUCCCCCCGCCCUCCACCGGGCCUGGGACCCUCCCCCGCCCCACGAGUGGGGCAGAACAGGAGAGGUUGGGACCCCCCCCCAGCUGGGAAUCCCCCAUCGGAGCCAGGUCCCAGAGAUGUCUGGUCCCACCUGGCUUCCCCCCAAGCAGCCGAGCUCUUCGGGCUCUCCCGGCGUCUCGGUCUUGGCUCCGGCGCUCUGCAAACCCCAGAAGAAAUACACCUCGGUCCCCGCGCCCCCCAGGCCGGCCCUCCAGGAGCAGAACGGGGGUGGCAUGAGCGGGCCGGGCUACCAGCCGGCGGGUCCUGGUAAAUACCCGUUUUCCACCCUCCCAGUACCCGAUUGGUCUGAUCCAGGUGGGGGCUUCCCGUCCCGUUCCCUGCCCUCUGGUUUCCGCCCCCCGGCUGGCUCAGAGUGUCAUUACCCAUCACCCCCUGGAGCCAAGGAUGAGCCGGGGGCACCCUGGGGUGGCCCCCCCUCUGCCGGACGCGGGUACCACAUGCAGGGGUCUGCCCUAGACCCAGGGCCCCACCGCCCCUCCAGCAUCGACGCCCAAAUAGACUCGCUCACCAGUAUGUUGGCUGAUAUGGAGAGCGCCGGCCCGCAACGCCGGGGGGAGAGGCAGAACUUCGACUCCGUCCCGUACCCGUCGGCCUCUGGCCCCCCGCAGCCCGGACCCCCCAAAAUGCCUGGCCCCUACAAGCCGGGCUCCUUCACCCCCAAGAACUCGCCCUACGGUCCAUCGCCCCAACCUGCCACUUCAACGGCUUCCUCUGGGCCGUCUCCCCAGUAUGGGGCUGGCUACCUGCGGGUGCCACCCGGGCAUAAGCCCUACCCGCAGCCCAUGCCCGCGUCCUACACCACAUCGGCUGGGCCGGCCUUUAACGUCCAGGUCAAAGUUGCCCAGCCAGUGCUCGGUUACGGUCAACCGAGGCAUCGGGCUGAGCAGGCCUAUGCGCCCCCCUCGCCCCGAGCUGGCCGCGGGGCCCAGUACGCCUUGGAGCAGGGCGCCAGGGGGGAGGAGGGCUGGUAUCUGGAGCCGGGGGGUUACGGCAAGAGGCCAGGCAAGGGGGAGAGCUAUGGGGCUGGGGGGCUGGCCAAGCCGGCGGAGGUGCCUGGGGGUCCGUACCAGGCUGCCACCGGGACCCUGGGCAAGGAAGAGACGGCGGUGACAGGAAAGGUGCCCCCUGGUGGUGGAGGAGGAUACCAGCACCAGGCCCCACCGAGCCGCCCGGAGGAGGAGCUGGACAGACUGACCAGGAAGCUGGUGCACGACAUGAAUCACCCGCCGGCGGGGGAGUACUUCGGGCGCUGCGCCCGCUGUGGGGAGAACGUGGUGGGGGACGGGACGGGCUGCGUGGCCAUGGACCAGGUCUUCCACGUGCCCUGCUUCACCUGCACCACCUGCCACGCCCGGCUGCGGGGCCAACCCUUCUACGCCAUGGAGCGGCGGGCGUACUGCGAGGCCUGCUACGUCGUGACGCUGGAGAAAUGCUCCAGGUGCUCCAAGCCCAUCCUGGACCGGAUCCUGCGGGCCAUGGGCAAGGCCUAUCACCCCCAGUGCUUCACCUGCGUCGUCUGCCACCACUGCCUGGACGGGGUCCCCUUCACCGUGGACGCCACCAGCCAGGUCCACUGCAUCGAGGACUUCCACCGGAAGUUUGCCCCACGCUGCUCCGUGUGUGGCAACGCCAUCAUGCCCGAGCCCGGCCAAGAGGAGACGGUCAGGAUCGUGGCCCUGGAUCGGAGCUUCCACAUUGGAUGCUACAAGUGUGAGGAGUGCGGGCUGCUGCUGUCAUCGGAGGGCGAGGGCCGGGGCUGCUACCCCCUGGACGGGCACAUCCUUUGCAAGUCGUGCAGCGCCCGGCGCAUCCAGGAGCUCUCCUCGAAGAUCACCACCGACUGCUGAGGGCUCGGGGGGCUCAGCUCCCCACCCACCCCCUGGUCUCUGCCCUGGGUGGGGGCUCUGUCUGCCCUCACUGCCAGCAGCUGCUUCAG
This is a messenger RNA of Terrapene triunguis (Three-toed box turtle), 2203 nucleotides long. It is a transcript of the gene TRIP6, whose product is annotated as thyroid hormone receptor interactor 6. NCBI's taxonomy places the organism in Eukaryota, Metazoa, Chordata, Testudines, Emydidae. The record is from RefSeq and is a predicted model, not a curated record. Bases 324 to 2114 code for a protein of 596 amino acids. The transcript has 10 exons. Gene Ontology annotation, biological process: positive regulation of non-canonical NF-kappaB signal transduction.